This is a messenger RNA of Prunus mume (Japanese apricot), 1675 nucleotides long. Its product is annotated as protein ROH1A. Lineage: Eukaryota; Viridiplantae; Streptophyta; Magnoliopsida; Rosales; Rosaceae. The record is from RefSeq and is a predicted model, not a curated record.
UUUACACCUCUCCCUUUCUCCUUUUUCUCUCCUCUCUCUCUCUCUGUUUCUCAUUUCUCUCUUUUUCCUUUUCCAAAUUUAGUUCCAGGAGAGAAAAAACGAAAACACACACCAGUAAACAAAAACAAUCCCGAAAUGGGUGCCACAGAUAACCAGGGUUCGUUUCUGAACCGAAUCAGCAUCAGAAGAAACCAGGUGGUUUCCAUGGAAGGCAACCACGAGCAAGAGCUCGAAGACCUCGAACACUUCCAGAAGCACGUCGCCGAUCGAUUCUCCGACCUCUUAUCUCCCUCGGAAGACUUUCCCUCCGACCCGAUGCUAUCAAUUGCGUGGGUCCGGAAGCUGCUCGACGUUUUUCUCUGCUGCGAGGCCGAGUUCAAGGCUGUUCUGCUGAUGGGUCGAGACCAAUCUCAGAUUUCCAAGCCCCCACUCGACCGUCUUGUCCCCGAGUUCUUGGACCGCGUUGUCAAAGCGUUGGACAUUUGCAAUGCGGUCUCGCACGGGGUCGAUUCCGUCAGGCAUUUCCAGAAGCUGGCUGAGAUUGCGGUCUCUGCUCUGGAGCAGAGGCCGAUUGGGGAAGGCCAGGUUCGGAGAGCGAAGAAGGCGCUGAGCGCGCUGGUGACCGGGAUGGCGGUGGAGGACAAAGAAGGGGGUGGAAACAAAGCCACAGAAAGAAACUGGUCUUUCGGUCGCAGGAGUGGCGUUUCUGCCCCGAAUAAAGAGCGGGCUGUCGGGCAUUUUCGGGCUUUGUCGUGGGGAAUGUCAAAAGGCUGGUCCGCCGCCAAGCAAAUUCAGGCGAUGUCGAGCAAUCUGGUGGCUCCGAAAGGCAAUGAGGCCUCUGGGUUGGCCCAGCCGGUUUACAUAAUGAGCACAAUUAUGCUGUUUGUGAUGUGGAUGUUGGUGACGGCGAUCCCCUGCCAGGAGAGAACCGGGCUGAUGACGCAUUUUCCGGUGCCAAGGAAUUUGGCGUGGGCUCAGGCCAUGAUCGGCCUCCAGGAGAAAAUCAGCGAGGAGUGGAAGAAGAAGGAGAAGAAGGGCUCGGCUGGCUUGCUCGAGGAGAUGCAGAAGAUGGAGAAAUUGGGGCAGAGUUUGAUCGAGUUUUCGGACUCUUUUCAGUUCCCCGCGGAGGCGGAAAAGCUGGAGGAGGUUGCUGCGCAGGUGGCGGAGUUGGCGGAGACUUGCAGGAAAAUGGAGGAGGGUUUGGUGCCUUUACAACAGCAGAUCAGAGAGUUGUUUCACAGGGUGGUGAGGAGCAGGUCAGAGGUGCUUGAUGUUUUGGACCAAGGAGGCAAAGCCUCCGCGCCCGUCAUGUAAAGAUCAAAACUUGGGUCCUGACUAGUCAAAGACGAACAACAAUCGAAAAGUUCAAUUUAUUCAAGGAGGUGAAUUUUGCAAUGUUGUUCGUAGUUUCAAAUUUGCUCAAUGAGCCAAGAACAUGAAGUUUGUUUUUUUUUUUUCUUUUCUGAUCUUGCAAUGUGAAUUAGAGUAUAGUUAUUAGAAAGGGUUCAUUUCGGUAGGAGUAUACGUAGCCUAAUAGCCAAAGUACUUCAGCCAGCCUAUACAGAAUGUGCUGAAGUAUGCUUUGCUUAUCUACUCUGUUUUUCUUUCCUUGUGUUCUUGGUUGGUUAUUUGGGUACAGAAAAUCUAACUGAAAAGAGGAAAUGUACAUACCCAA